CAUGUUCACGCCCCUACCCUGGCCACACCCCCAACCUGUCGUGGAACCCGCCCCGGAGCUCUCCAGCAGCUGUGCAGCCCGCACCCUCCGCCAGUGACAGCGCUGCUACUGCAGGAGUGUGUGUGUGUGCUGCCGCCAGCGCCGCUAGUCUUUCCUCUUGUUCCUCGUGUCUAGGAAUGAGAAGCGAUGUCCGGCUUAUCCAGCGAGGAGAAAACCUGCCGCAGGUUCUUGGAGCUUUUCUUAGGGGAGUUUAGAGGAGAGUUCGGGGAGGAGGACCCUAUCCCACUCCGGCCCGUGUCUGACCACAUCACCCCUGAAGAGGUGGAAGGGGAAUGCCUGGACCUGUGCCUGCAGCAUCUCUGCAAAUAUAAUUGCCCGUCUUUCCUGGCUGCUGCAUUGGCAAGGGCAACAGCAGAUGAAAUCCUGCAAAGUGACCUGUCUGUGUACUACUCACCAAAGCAUGUGGAUGGCACAGAGGGGAUUUUACAACUUGAGGCCAUAAAACUUGCCCGUGGAGUAUUCGGCAAGCUGCAUGAAAUCUGCUGCAGUUGGGUAAAAGACUUCCCCCUACGCAAACCACACAUGUAUUAUGAUAUCUCUAUCCACGCCAUCAAGAACAUGCGAAGAAAGAUGGAGGACAAGCAUGUCUGCAUCCCUGACUUUAAUAUCCUGUUCAAUUUGGAGGAUCAGGAAGAGCAAGCUUACUUUGCUGUGUUUGAUGGUCAUGGAGGAGUGGAUGCUGCCAUUUAUGCCUCUAUCCACCUGCAUGUGAACUUGGUGCGACAAGAAAUAUUCCCACAGGAUCCAGCUGAAGCUUUGUGCAGAGCAUUUCAAAUUACAGACGAGAGCUUUAUGAAGAAAGCAGCAAGGGAGAAACUUCGGUGUGGAACAACAGGUGUGGUGACGUUUAUCCGAGGGAACAUGCUGCACAUUGCCUGGCUAGGAGACUCGCAGGUGAUGUUAGUACGGGGAGGUCAGGCUGUGGAACUAAUGAAGCCACAUAAACCAGACAGAGAGGAUGAAAAGCAUCGAAUCGAGGCCCUGGGAGGUUGCGUUGUCUGGUUUGGUACGUGGAGGGUUAACGGAAGCCUUUCUGUCUCCAGAGCUAUUGGGGAUGCAGAGCACAAGCCAUAUAUUUGUGGAGAUGCAGAUUCUGUCUCCACUGUCCUUGAUGGCUCUGAAGAUUACCUAAUUCUGGCAUGUGAUGGAUUCUAUGAUAUAGUCAACCCUGAAGAAGCUGUGAAAGUGGUGUCUGACCAUCUGAAAGAGAACAAUGGAGAUAGUAGUAUGGUUGCCCAUAAGUUGGUGGCAUGUGCUCGUGAUGCUGGCUCAAGUGAUAACAUCACAGUGAUUGUGGUAUUUCUCAGGGACCUGGAUACAACUAAUACCGAACAAGAUAAUAAGCAAACAGAGAACUCUUUUGAUGGUGGGCAAGAAGACAAUGGAGAUGAUAAAGAGAACCAAGGAGAUUGUAAAGGGUCAUGGCCUCUUCACCAGUGCUCAGCACCUGCUGACCUUGGAGGCUAUGAUGGGCAGGAUUCCUUCACAGACAGAACUAGCUUGAGUCUUGGCCCUGAAGUAAAGGUUCUAGAAGAUGAAGACUAUCUAAACCCAUUGAAGGGGGGUGAUGGCAAACCACAUAAUGCCAAAUGUUUACCGUGCUCCCAAGUGACCAGUAAUAGCUCACCAAAGAGAGCCAAUGGAAGGAAGGAGUUUUUAGAAGGGGCUUCAUCCUAUUUAGAAAAAGGUUUUCGUGAAGGUGAUUCCAGCAGUCAAGGAUUGGGAUGUAUUGAUAUCUUAAUGCCCAGAAAGGAGGGUUCACUUUGUCCUUUGAAAGAUAAAUGUUUGGAAGCAAUGAUGAAGGUCCCCUUUCAUUUAGCUCCCUUACAUUUCAAAAAGAGGAGAGGAGGAAUCAAGGCAAAACCAAAGUGUCCACAGCUUCGCUCUUCCCAAAAGCCUUGUUACAAAGCUCAGUCUACGCCCGUGCAAAGUGUUGUUAAAAAUAGGGUCUCAACCCAUAGCUCUGUAAGAUGUAGGAAAGGUAGUCAUCAUGAUACUUUGAUGAAAAGAGCACUGUUAAGAGAGAGCAACUGUAUAGCAUUGGCAGACCUACAUAGAAGCUAUAAAAUGUAAAAAACAAAAUCUACAAACCUUGUGAGUUAUAUAAUUGUAGUGCUCCAGUGAAUUAGGUUAGAUAGACCUAGACUUAAAUGGCAUUCUUUUCAAUUUAGUGUAUUUCUCUCACCCCAUUCAGUGUACAGUAUGGUACCCUAUCUAAAGAAAUCUAACAGAAGAACUAAAUGGUAACGUCAGACAUUGGGAACCACUUUGUCAUACAUAACCACUACUUCUAUACAUAAGCAUUUCCCACUUGAGGCCAGUGAACACAUCAAACAGCAUUUAGCAGUCAGGGGGUGAUCAGAGAAUGAAGACAGAUGAAGUAUUCUGGCCUCACUUUCACAAACAUGGAUUGCCAGAAUAAUGCAGGUUUAUUCAACACACCGGGGAUAUAGGCACAUUGAUGUUAAGUUCCAUUUGUGUUGGUAGCACUGCCAGUGUGACUUGCACAGGGUAACCCAGGCCUUUAAAGAAAAGCUCAUGAUAUAUCCGUCAUUUACUUUGGAAUUUCCCAGGCCUGGUUUCCACAGAACAGUGGAUUCCUAGUGGGAUUAUUCGAUAAGAAUUGAUUUAUUUUUUUAACUCCCCUGAAAAUGUACAGACAAUAACAAAAACAACACUAAAUUAACAUUUAUUAUGGGAAACUUGUUUCUUCCAUUUAUUUCCCAUUAAACAGACAAUAAAAUAUAACAGCAUAGCUUACUGUGUGACAGAACAUUCCUUCUCUUUGUAUUGUAUGAUAUUAACAAGGGGGCUUUGGCGUCACACAUGACUACUAAUAUUGUGCAUUCACAAAAAAAACAAUGCUCACAAAGGUGGAGUUUAUAUUCCCUACCACUAUGUAUUAUCAAUCAUAAUUCAUCUUUACAAGUGCAUAAAUAUUUUUUAACACUCGGUUUUUAGGAGCAUGGUUAAGAUGACAGAAUUACAUGCCACAAACACCACUUCCACCCCUGUAUUGUUGUUUUCACAUAUUGUUAAGCUGGCACCAGAAAUGUGGCACUGAGACCAGACAUUCUUUGGCCAGCUGGGCUUAUUUAGAGGGGCCUCCAAAAUCAACAAACACAAAACCCUUGGGGCCCUCCUUACUGCAGAGUAAUUCUGCUAAAUCUCAUAGGAGGCGUGGGAGCACAAUCAGGUUCAUUUCUUACAGCUAAUUAAGCUUAAAUCUACAGCAAAUAAAUGUGGCAACCAGUGUUAAUUCCUUGACCCAAUGUACUUAUGACAUAAAAGUGGAUGCUCUUUGCUCAACAAAGCCAUUCUCUAUAUUGAUUGCAAGCAGUGUGACAGCCCCACUUAUUUGCAAACAUACUGGAAAUGAAUGUUCGAUACAGAAAAUCAAUUCUCUGUAUCUUCUUACUUCAAAGUUUAUUUAAGGGGAACUAUAUGGAAAAUAAAUUAUACUUAAUACUGUGUAAUGUACUAAAGGUUAAAGAGAUUCCAGAAGCCUGCAUUCUGUGGUUGUUGGUUUGCCUACCUCAGGCCAACCUUCUUCACCAGUUUAGAGCAGUUAAUAGAACAUUAACAAGCUCAGCUGUCUGCUAAACAUGAUCUGGUUCUGGGCCCAAAAGUGAAGUUUCAGAACAAUCAAUUUUUAAGUGGCCUAAUAUUUCCUGUAUUUCAGUAUCCAGCAUUUCACUACUGCAUUUUUACAUCUGUACUUUAGAGAAAAAGGCUAUAUAUAUUAAUAUCUUAUUUUUAUAGUGGAAGAUGUCACACUUUAUAUCUGCAAUAAGGCACUGCUAGAGUAUAUUCAGAUCUUAGUUCCCCCCAAGUGAUUCGUUCUGAUAACCGAAGCUCUUCAGUGCAAGGAAACUCAGGUAUGAGGGUAUUGGGUCAUCAUUUCUGACGUUCAUUCAUGGUUCAUGGGUGGAUUUAAUAAGUGAAUGUAACCUCACAAUGUGAAUCUGAGUUUCAUUUGCAAAUAUCAUAAUCUCCAGACUAGAAUGUGCAGAUGGAAAGAAAUCACAUGACAAAGCAUCACCACUGAUCUCCUACUGCCAACUCCUUUUAUCAUCUAAAUAUAACGAAAUACCUCUUAGCUUAUAUUAUGGGAUGAAUUGUGCCGUGAGUUAUUCCUCUGUCAUUACAUGAAAUCUAUUCCUCAAACAGAGCAGCAUGUCCAUUUCCAUAUGGAUUCAAUGUACAGACAGGAGCUGCCUUAAUUUCAUGCUCCAUUUUCCCUCUACAGAAAAACUGUUUCAUCGUCCUUAUUAAGAUAUCUGCCAUUAAGCUUGUUUCCAGCUCCAGUUUCUGCCCCCAAUAUACAGUAGAGAUACUGGGGCUUUAAAUGAACAAGCAGCAAAAUUAACUCCUGUCCCAAUUAUAUUACUGUGCCCCAAGUGUAAUUUCUUAGGGGCCUCACUUGUUGGCUGGUCCUACUUAACAAUCACAUAUGUCCACCCCUCACCCAGUUCAAAGGUGGACAUGCCUGUAUUCAUUUAGUAAAGUGUUAACAUAUGGGCCUUCAAAAUGAGAAUUCAUAGAACUCCAGACAAAAUUAGGUAAAAGAUUCCCCUUUUGGUUAAUCUAGUAACAUAGAAUUAAAAUGUUGACUAUAAGAAGAGUUUGACAUUUCAUUGUGCAUUGCACAGCCUACUGCAUCUCCAAGCCUUGCUCUUCCCAGACAUCCUGACCGGCUCAGGCGCUUUCCCACUCUCUUCUGUUAUUGGAUGAUGCAGUUGCAUAUUCAAGUAGCAGAAAUUUCCACCUCCAAAAUUAGAUUCCCCUAAUUCCUGCUACAUAAAUAUAUAGCUGUGAGGCAACUUUACUUGGUGGUCAUAGGAGGUCUAAUCAGUCCAGAGUGAUAUUUUUUUUAUCUUCUCGGCAAGGUUUUAUGAGCUUUAUUAUGAAGUUCGAAGGUUUCUCUUUCAAUAAAUCGAGGCAGAAAUGUUUAAUAGGAUCAAUUCAAAUUUCCCUUAGUGAAUUGUUACACACCUUUACUGGGAACAAACUGGGUAUAUUUUACACAUUUUUCUAACGAGGGAUAUCCGAUAUCCCUCUUUAGAAAAAAUAUGUAAAUUGCAUCGAAAAAAAAAAUAUGAAUUUUAGCACUACUACUACAUUAGGCACCUUGUAUUGAUUUGCAUUAGCUAACCAGGAUAGGCGCUGUACAUACAAACUCUUUCCUACUUCUUGCAGUGGAACAGCUUGUAUAAAAUGGACUGAGCCUAAGGAAAUGUUGGGUCUUAGAUCCAGACAACAAAGCCUAGUGCACUAGAAUGAUUAGUGUUACCAACUGGUUUAGAGAGAUUUACUGAAAGGGUCAUAGUAUUAACUUUGUAUUGAUUACCGCUGCUUUACUGAAAAUGUACUCACUGUACAUAUAAUUAUACAGUAGUAGCUAAGGCACGCAUUGUAUAUGCCACCUUGGCAGAUAAUCCUUUAUAUCCCUCUAUGUCACCAGCCUUCAUUUUUCUUAAAUGUGCCACUAUUAUUUUGGGAACAUCUUAAACCCCCCCCCCCCAAAAAAAAACCAUAUGUACUGGGCACUUGCUAUUAGUAGUUUUACAUUGCUGAUACCAUGCUAUUUCCACAGCAGCACUGAGCUCUAUGGUGUAAAAUGAUUGGUGUAGAUUCCAGUAGAAGGCUUUCCAUUGGAGAACCUAUACUUAAGUAGUGGUUGAUCUGUUUGGAGGAUCAAACACCCCCUAAAUCUGCAUUAUUCUCUGCCUGUUAAAAGUGUUGGGGGGGAAAACCCUCCACAAAUCUGGUGGUUUAGCCAUGACCAUGUAGGUUAGAUGUAGAUAUUAGAGCUACAAGAUACUAACAAUGAGUAUAACAUUUAAUGAGCAAGUAAGAGAGAGAGGAGAUAAACGUGCGUAUGGUAAUAUAUUGUAGGCUAUGCUGUAUAAAUCUAACAAAUGGCAUCUGCCAGAUUGUCACUGCUCACAGUUAAAGCAGACCUGACCCUAUGGAUCUCCAUAAUACUUUUACAUUUCUCCAUAAAAAAACAUUGUAAUAAAAGUUGCCCCAUCCACACAUGUAAUCAAUAAGAAUGGAAUGGCAAUGCAAUAAUGCCGUUUUUAUUUGUCCAGAAAUAUUGGUGCAUAAAGGAACUAGCCAUUAUAUUAUAGAGCUCUUGAUUGGUUGGAUAGUUUUGACCAAUAACUGAAAGGAAUCUAUGGUUGUACUUAAUUACUGCUCUUCUACUAAUGCAAGGGUUGUACCUCCUAAUACCUGUAUGUAUAAUACAUAAGCAAUUUCAGCUGUCACUGUACUCAUUUGGAUGAUGUUGGCAUUGUUGGAUAUAUUGGCAAAGUCUUUAGAAUCUUUCCUGGACACAAACUCUAAUUAACUAAAAGAGUGUUGAUUGGCAGGUUUAUAGAACAUGGUGUCAAUUCUUCCAAGCAGUGCUCUAUAAAUUGCCUUAUUGAAUAUUCCUGAGCAUAUGUUUCUCAGUCCCAGAGCCGGUAAACUGGCAGUCAUUCACAUAUUCCUAUAUGAAGAAAAGUUGCCUUUCUUGAUAAAUUGAUCCAAUGAGUCCAUGGUGUACUGAUAAAUAAGAGAACAUUCAUCCACUAGAAAGCACUGCCUGAUGAUUUACUACAGACCACAGUUUUACAGCCGCCAUAUUGUCCAGAAACAACUCCCUUUUCUUUGUCAGUAUGGACUCAUUCUUUCAUGUAGACUGAGGGUCCCCCAACUUUUUCUUUUUUUGCGUAUAUUCUUUAUUUUCAGUUUUUCAAAAUGUUGAAAAUAAGGGGUACAGGGCACUCAUAACUCUAACUCCAGUAGUAUACAAAUCAUGACAACAAGUUUUUAACUAAUUAUACAGCAAUAUUCCUUAAACUGGGUUCUACUACAUAUUCUAAUUAAUUAAUCAUAGAGUUACUACAUAUAUCUAAUUAACAUAUAUCUAAUGAAAUAACCUUAUAAUAUUUAAAAUAUGAGAACAAGUAAAAGAAUUACCAUGACCAUCUUCUUCUAGAGCAGGGAUCCCAACCUUUUUUUACCCAUGAGUCACAUUCACACAUUCAAACAUAAAAAGAUUUAGGGAGCAUCAAAAUGUCACUGGGUGAACAAAAUAAGGGCUGUGAUUGGCUAUUGGUAGCCCAUAUAUGGACUGGCAGCCUACAAGAGGCUCUGUUUGGCAGUAUAUCUGGUUUUUAUACAACCAAAAGUUGCCUCCAAGCUUGGAAUUCAAAAAUAAGCUCCUGCUUUGAGGCCACUGGGAGAAACAUCCAAGGGGUUGGGGAGCAACAUGUUGCCCAUGAGCAACUGUUUGGGGAUCAGCAAUGUAGAAGAAUAAGGUUUUGUGGACCCUCCGCCCAUAAACAACCAGUUCAGUGAAUAAUGACGAGCAUUAAUACUCGUCAAGUCAAGUGUGCCGAUCUCAUUCCUCCAGUCUAUCGUUUAUGCUCUACCAAUAGCAGUGGUGGUUUAUCAGUCGGACAAUAUUCUGCUCUGGAUUCCCCAUUGUAGACAAAAGCAGUGCUUUGUGAAAUUCUACUGUGUUCAUUUUACUGGUGACUAGAAGAUCUGUGCCCUUAUUUGCUGCUUGCUAGUGUAAGCAAUAAGCCCCUCCCCCCUUCUAACUACUAAUAUCUAACAUUUCCGUCUCUUGUAAUUUAUUAUGGUAUUACUUAUGGUGAUAAUGUAAAAAACAGAAAUACUAAGACCAUUAUUAACAGUCUAUAUUACAUAGUAUCUAUUAACAGUUAAGGCUGAGGUGUAACCCUCAGCUUCUACGUCUUGUAAUUUUAGUGUGUUCCUAGUAGUGAUGGUAACGUGCAAAAAAAAAAAAAAGAAAACAAACCUAAAAAAUCUAUAUAUUUAUGCCUCAGAUUCAGAACUGGAGUAUCCCUUUUGUCGUUAGAAAAAAAAACAAAAAAACUUUUCUCAACAUCUGGUAGAAAUGAAAAUGUAAAUUUAUUGUGUUGGUUUUGAGAGAAACUUUUGAAGCCAUCAACCUAGCACUGUUCAAAACUUGCUUGUAAGCUGCUCACUGUGAGUUUGGGCCAACACGGGAUUGGUCAGCUUGUACGAAGUUACGCGUUUUUUUUUUUUCCUUUGGAAGGGAUUACUUUCCCUCUCACACAGCUGUGAUCUCCCACCUGGGUUUGGAACGAAAAGGUGGUUGGGAAAACAUUAUACAUAUGUAAAUAUUUUGUUGUGUGCCUAGAAGUGUCACCCAUUGUCCUUGCAAAUAAAACAUGAGACCACAGUUCGAGAUAAAACUGUAUUGAGAAGUCACGAUCUUGAUUCUUUCAAUUUGUUUCUGGCUAAUACUGUUUUUUUUUUGUUUUUUUCUCCUCCAGUUUUCCAAGGACAACGACAGAUUUAACUUGUAUUUUGAUUCAUUUAAUUUUGCAUUUAUUGGGGCUUUCUGAUUGGGUUAGUGUGUGUGUGUGUGUGUGUGUGCGCUUUAUGAUGGGACUACUGAGAAUUUAGGAAUAGUCACUGGCUUUUAUUUUAGUACACUUGUACUAGUGGCAUUUGUUUUUGCUAAUAACUAAGAAACAGCCAUGAAGUGUCCCAUUCGUAGGCAACAUUAAAAUCGUAUUGUGAAUUUCUUUCACUGACAUUUCGGAAAAUUGUAUAAAAAAUGGAUUUCCUUGUUACGUAUCACUUGUGACGAGAAAGAAUCCAGAGGUUUAAGUUAGUUAAAUAUUCAGUAUUUUAUUUUUUAACAAGUACCAAAACCAGUAAGAGUUCUGCUUGAGGAUGGUUUCCUAUUGCACUUUCCAUAACGCUUGUGUGCCGUGCGUUUCUUUUUGCUGAUCUUCCAUUUCUUUUUUUCUGUAAGGUGUUCAUAUACAAAGCUGUAGUAUCCACGGACAUAUUAAUCUUAACCCAAUUAUUUGUUUAUAGGGUGCCUAUGGUAUUAGUUUGCCCUGGAAUGUUUUACCUUAUUCCAAGCAAUCUUGCCAGCGGGGUGUCUAUAAACAAUACUAUGCACUUUGUGUCAAAUUGGGGAGUUUGCUCUUGUGACUAAACAAUGAAGGAUCCUCUGGAUUUCAUUUCAAGAUGUUGUCAAAUAAACAUGUUGUUGGGAUUUAACCAGUAUAGUAAUAAAAAGACAACUACAAACAA
Messenger RNA from Xenopus laevis (African clawed frog), 9153 nucleotides. RefSeq names its product protein phosphatase, Mg2+/Mn2+ dependent 1E S homeolog (gene ppm1e.S). Gene Ontology annotation, molecular function: protein serine/threonine phosphatase activity; cation binding; metal ion binding. The transcript is spliced from 7 exons. Gene Ontology annotation, cellular component: cytoplasm; nucleus. The record is from RefSeq and is a predicted model, not a curated record. Lineage: Eukaryota; Metazoa; Chordata; Amphibia; Anura; Pipidae. The coding region runs from base 187 to 2133 and encodes 648 amino acids.